Messenger RNA from Dendrobium catenatum, 1120 nucleotides. RefSeq names its product protein TIFY 10c. The transcript has 5 exons. Lineage: Eukaryota; Viridiplantae; Streptophyta; Magnoliopsida; Asparagales; Orchidaceae. Gene Ontology annotation, biological process: regulation of defense response; response to wounding; regulation of jasmonic acid mediated signaling pathway. The coding region runs from base 239 to 892 and encodes 217 amino acids. The record is from RefSeq and is a predicted model, not a curated record. Gene Ontology annotation, cellular component: nucleus.
UCGGGACUCCUCUUCUCAUCUCCGCUCCAAUUUUCUUCCUUUUUUUUUUCUUUUUCAAAGAUUAGAAUAAAGUCUAUAAAGACAAAGAGGCGGAAGAAGAGAUGAGCCAAAGGUGAAAGGAGGUUGCUUUGAAGAAAAGGAGAGAAUAAAACAUAUUUAAAAAGGCUCAAAGGAGGAAUUACUUCAACAGCUUUAAGAGAAUUUGGGAAUUUGGAGAAAGAAAAAAAGAGAUUGAGAAAUGGAGGAGAAGCAGAGGAAAGCAGGGGAGAGAUCAAGCUUCGCAAUGACAUGCAAUCUGCUAAGCCAGUAUCUAAAGGAGAACCGGAAUUUGGGAGAACUUGGGAUUGAGAAGCUUCAUUGCUCGCUGCAGGAGAAGGAAAAAAACUUAUUUCGGCCGCCAACCACCAUGAAUCUGUUUCCCGGAUCAGACGUAUCGGCCGGAAACCGAUACGAACCGGAUGUUUCGGAACAAAGUGUUACGAUGCCAAUGGAUGCCUCUCCACAACUCCAAGACAAAGAUGCCAUCCUCAAAGCUCCAAGCAGAGCUGAUCAAAAGGAGGACGAGAUAAGUGGCCAAUUAACAAUAUUUUACGAUGGAAAAGUGAUGGUUUUUGACAAUUUCCCGGCGAAUAAAGCUCAGGACUUGAUGGAGAUGGCGAGCAAAUCCGUCCGUCCAAACUCUGGCCCGGCUCGAUCAUUGCAACCCGACCCAAGUGCUCCUGUUGAUCUGACAAUGCCCAUAGCAAGGAGGGCUUCUCUUCAUAGAUUCCUUGAGAAGAGAAAGGAUCGUAUUAAUUCCCUGGCACCUUAUUCAGUUCAUGGCUCGUCGGAAUUGGAGGAAGCGCCAGCCAAGUCUGAGAAGAGCCUAACAUGGCUCGGAUUUGGAUAUUGAGCAGUAUAAGAACAAAUUUUAGAUUUUUCUAAUUUUCUUAUGAACAAAUUUGGGAAAAAGAAAAAAAAAAAAACAAGAAGGAUGUAAGGAAAGAAGAAACUAUACGCAUUUGUAUUUUGAUAUUUUGAUCUGCAGUGUAGCAUUCAUAACAUUUGAAUAGUUUUUUUUUUCAAUUAUUUUUAAUUUGUUUGGUUAUUUAUGAUUAUUAUCAUUAUUAUACGUUUUUCA